AUGGGAGAGAGAGACAAUGAAGCAGAAAGUGUAGAGAAGGCAAGGAUCCCUCUGUUAAGGGAUCAAAAUGCGGCGGAGGAGGAAGAUGGAGACAUAAAGAGAAAGAUAUGGAUGGAGACGAAGAAGCUAUGGCGUGUCGUUGGACCAGCCAUAUUCACCCGAGUUUUGACUUACUCGAUUUUCGUCGUCACUCAGGCCUUCGCAGGCCACCUCGGCGAGCUCGAACUUGCUGCCAUCUCCAUCGUCAACAACGUCAUCAUCGGCUUAAACUUCAGCCUCUUCAUUGGAAUGGCGACUGCGUUGGAAACGUUGUGCGGUCAAGCGUUUGGAGCAAAGAAGUUUGACAUGUUGGGAGUGUAUUUGCAGCGAUCUUGGAUUGUUCUCUUCUUAUGCUCCAUAUUGCUCCUCCCUAUGUACAUUUUUGCGUCCCCCAUUCUUCAGUUCUUGGGCCAGCCUGAUGACAUUGCCGAGCUCUCAGGCACCAUCGCUGUUUGGGCCAUUCCUACACAUUUUUCAUUUGCCUUCUUUUUCCCCAUAAACCGCUACCUCCAAUGCCAGCUCAAAAAUAUGGUGAUUGCAAUCUCGUCUGCAGUGGCACUUGUAGUUCACAUAUUUGUGUGCUGGCUUUUUGUGUACGGCCUUAAUCUUGGAGUCACAGGGGCCAUCGCUGCAGCUAACGUGUCGUGGUGGCUCAAUGGCUUCAUCCUAUUUAUUUACAUCACUUGCGGUGGUUGUCCACUUACUUGGACCGGUUUCUCCACCGAAGCUUUCACCAAACUAUGGGAAUUCACUAAGCUCUCUGCAUCGUCCGGUGUCAUGCUCUGUUUGGAUUUUAAUUGUGCUGACUGGAAAUCUGGAGAUGCAAAAAUUGCUGUGGGCUCUAUGUCUAUAUGCAUGUCCAUAAAUGGUUUCGAGAUGAUGAUUCCACUUGCUUUCUUCGCCGGGACCGGCAUACGAGUGGCAAAUGAAUUAGGAGCAGGCAGCGGAAAAAGAGCAAGAUUUGCAAUGAUCAUAUCAGUAACACAAUCAUUAAUCAUUGGAAUAAUGUUCUCGGUGCUCUUAGUAUUUUUCCACAACCAAAUCAGCUGGAUCUUCUCUUCAAGUGAAACUGUCAUAAAAGCAGUCAAUAAUCUCUAUAUUCUUUUGGCUUUUACUAUUUUUCUCAACAGUAUCCAACCGGUUCUUUCCGGAGUUGCGGUUGGAAUGGGUUGGCAAUCAUUAGUGGCAUAUAUAAAUUUGGGAUGUUACUAUAUCAUUGGACUUCCACUUGGAUUUGUCAUGGGGUGGAUUUUCAACUUUGGGGCUAAGGGCAUUUGGGCUGGUAUGAUAUCUGGAGGAACCGUGAUUCAAACAUUGAUAUUGAUUUUUAUUACAGUGAGAUGUGACUGGGAUAAAGAGGAACAGGAAGCAAUGAGCUGUUAA
This is a messenger RNA of Microthlaspi erraticum, 1422 nucleotides long. Lineage: Eukaryota; Viridiplantae; Streptophyta; Magnoliopsida; Brassicales; Brassicaceae. The record is from the annotation of a GenBank genome assembly.